AUGGUAGGGCGUAGCAAAAAGGCAACUUUUAGUUUUAUCAAGGAUAGAGUAUGGCAAAAAAUUAGCAGUUGGAGUAGUAAAUGUUUGUCCAAAGCAGGUCGAGAGGUCAUGAUCAAAUAUGUGCUUCAAGCUAUUCCUUCCUAUGUUAUGAGCAUUUUCAGACUAUCCAAUACUCUCCUGGAUGAAAUAGAGAUGAUGAAUUCUUUUUGGUGGGGCCAUGGUGGCUCAAGCAAUAGAGGCUUGAAUUGGCUUUCUUGGGAAAAACUUUCUGUUCACAAAAAUGAUGGAGGUAUGGGUUUUAAGGAUUUCGUAGCUUUUAAUGUGGCGAUGCUUGGUAAACAAGGGUGGCAACUACAAACUAAACCGGAUAGUCUUGUCUCAAAAAUUUUCAAAGCUAGGUAUUACCCAAAUAGUAAUUUUCUAGAUGCUAAGCUGGGACAUAACCCUAGUUUUGUUUGGCGAAGUAUUCUCAGCGCCAAAGUGGUGGUUAGACAAGGAGCUCGUUGGAAAAUUGGUGCGGGAUUCGAUAUUCCCAUCAUUAGCGAGCCAUGGAUUGGCUCAGGUUCCAGUAUUCCACCCGUUGGUGAUGAUAUGUUGGCCCUUCAACCAUAUUCAACUGCAAAUCUUUGGCAUUUGAUUGCCUCAUCUAUUCACCAAUUUGAUAAUGCUCCUGAUAUUAUUUUCAAUUUAUUACAAAGCUUAUCUGCAGCUCAAAAUGAGAAUAUUGUUACCAUAAUGUGGAGUAUAUGGAAAGCCAGGAACAUGAAGCUUUGGCAACAAGUGUCGGACUCGACUUUCACCAUUUUGAAAAGAGCAAAACAUCUUCUAGAAGGCUGGCGAAGUGCUAAUCGCAAAAAAUCCCUUUUAAGGCAUGACAAUUCAGUUUCCACACUGAAUGCUCCUCAGCAAAAUGGGGACACGAAUGUUCGAUGGAGGAAGCUCAGUAUUGGCAGAUAUAAAUGCAAUGUUGAUGCAUCCUUUCCAAACAACUCCAACAAAGCAGGUUUUGGGAUGUGCAUCCGUGAUUCUGAUGGGAAUCAUGUCCGGUCUAAAACCAUGUUUUUCUCUCCAGUCUGUUCUAUUGAUGUAGGGGAGGCCAUGGGUCUACACCACGCAAUUCGGUGGAUACAAGAACUUCAACUUACAAAUGUUGAUUUUGAAGUUGACUCUAACAGAGUAGCUGAUUAUUUCAACAAAGGUCGUGGAGAUGCUACCGAAUUUGGCUCUAUUAUGGACAGCAGUAUUUACUUUUCUAAUACUUACUUAACAAACUCUCAUGUCGAGUUUAUUAUGAGGCAAGCGAAUGAGGUUGCACAUACACUAGCUAGGGUAGCCACAUCUAAUACUAGCUUACAUGUCUUUGAUGAUAUUCCUGCAUGUAUUACUGAUUUGAUCUUUAAUAAAAUGAUAUAA
Messenger RNA from Medicago truncatula (barrel medic), 1413 nucleotides. RefSeq lists its product as uncharacterized. NCBI's taxonomy places the organism in Eukaryota, Viridiplantae, Streptophyta, Magnoliopsida, Fabales, Fabaceae. The transcript is spliced from 2 exons. The record is from RefSeq and is a predicted model, not a curated record. The coding region runs from base 1 to 1413 and encodes 470 amino acids. Gene Ontology annotation, molecular function: nucleic acid binding; RNA-DNA hybrid ribonuclease activity.